AUGGUAUGCCUCGCUGCUGCACCACUCAUACGAGGAACCGCGUCUUCUUCCCCAAUCACACAACCUACUGCGCAGCCACGACGGGCAGGUACAUCCAAUGCUCAGCACGGGAAGCCUGACACUAGCAGCAUGGAGACUGACCAACUCCAGCAAACUCAAAGCCAACUUUCGGAGCAGGCUGCACACCUCAUUGAGGCAUCAUGGAGGCGGGGAACACAGCUCACCUACACCUCUUGCUGGCGCAGGUGGGAACGCUGGUGCCAUUCAAGGACUGUUGAUCCCUUUUCUCCCACUCUAACACAGGUGCUCAACUUCCUCGCUAGCCUCUUUAAGGAGGGCCUGGCGUAUCGCACUAUAGGGUGUUACCGUUCUGCCUUGUCUCAGAUCUUGCAUAACUUUGACGGUUGCCCUCUAGGGGAACACCCAUCAGUUGUGCGCCUUAUGAAGGGAGUGUUUAAUUCUAACCCCCCCAAACCCCGAUACCCCACAACUUGGAGGGUUGAAACGGUGACAACCCUCCUGCAGUCGUGGGGUCCUAACAAGGAUCUUAGCCUCAAGAUGCUCACUAGCAAGCUAGCUAUGCUAUUAGCCCUUGCCUCAGCAGGCAGGACGUCAGACUUGUGCCUGCUUUCAACAUGCCACAUCCGUAAACAAUCCGCGGGUUGGGAGCUUGGGCUCAGUGGCCUCAGAAAGACUUCUGGGGCAUCUAAACCCCUUCCCACCCUCUUCUUCCCAGCAUUCGAAGAGGUUCGGGAAUUGUGUCCAGUGGAAUGCUUGCAGGUGUACCUCGAACGAACUGCAGGACUCCGAGGCGCCCACACGCAGCUUCUGCUCACUACGCAGAAGCCUUUCCGCCCAGCAGCACGGGACACAGUAGCUCACUGGAUAAAACACACACUAACGCUUGCGGGCAUUGACACGUCGGUUUUCAAAGCGCACUCAACGCGAGGAGCGGCCACCUCCAAAGCUGUGGAGGUCGGAGUACCACUUGCCGACAUCUUAGCAGCAGCCGACUGGUCCUCCGAGGCGACAUUUAACCGCUUUUACCGACGGCAAUCAGAUACCCGGGCUCACUUUGGAACCCAGGUGCUGAGAACACAUGCGAAAGCUUUGAACAAGCAGUUGUGAACUUGAUAGUAAGUGCGACAGAGGCUGAAGUAUAAUUACCAGUUCUGACGAAUGGUACUUACCUGAAGUUAGAGCGGGAAUUAUACGAAGCCUAUGGAAGCACUUACUAUCAAGUUCACACUCCCACCACAUCCCUGCCCAUUUUCGGGGUAAAUUAUCACAUUCUCUUCCCUGUCGCAGGUCGAGGUGGUUCAACAUGGCACCAGAGGUAACGCAUAGCGUGAGAGCUCCAACCAGGUGCCAUCACCAGAACAGGAAAUAAAAGUGUUCUGAGUGCACAAGUGCCUAUACUCUAUCUUUCUUGUGGGGGCCCCACCAUCUCAAUGCAGCCGCAAGCUGUGCUGUAACCAUUA
Ixodes scapularis (black-legged tick) is the source of this 1481-nucleotide messenger RNA. RefSeq lists its product as uncharacterized. Gene Ontology annotation, biological process: DNA integration; DNA recombination. Gene Ontology annotation, molecular function: DNA binding. Bases 1 to 1128 code for a protein of 375 amino acids. The record is from RefSeq and is a predicted model, not a curated record. NCBI's taxonomy places the organism in Eukaryota, Metazoa, Arthropoda, Arachnida, Ixodida, Ixodidae. The transcript has a single exon.